Molecule: messenger RNA, 1420 nt
Organism: Drosophila subpulchrella
Lineage: Eukaryota; Metazoa; Arthropoda; Insecta; Diptera; Drosophilidae
Gene: Rpt4R
Product: 26S proteasome regulatory subunit 10B
Exons: 2
Coding region: 77-1288 (403 amino acids)
Biological process (GO): positive regulation of RNA polymerase II transcription preinitiation complex assembly
Cellular component (GO): proteasome regulatory particle, base subcomplex; cytosolic proteasome complex
Molecular function (GO): ATP hydrolysis activity; proteasome-activating activity; ATP binding
Source: RefSeq, a predicted model, not a curated record
CAAACGUCAAAAUUGUAACGUGAGUUGGCACAUUUUUGAAAAGCGAUUGGGGGAAGUGUAAAACAAUUCGAAUUCGAUGAUGGCUGCUCCAGCUCCAGCUCCACAAGCAAAACCCCAAAUGGACGACGAGCGGGUGAAGGCGCUGACCAGUUACCGCACCAAGCUCCUGGAGCACCGCGAGAUCGAGUCGCGUUUGAAGGCUCUGCGGGAUAAGCACAGGGUCCUGAGUGCCCAGUACGAGAAGUCCGAGGAUGACCUGAAGGCCCUGCAGAGUGUGGGUCAGAUGCUCGGGGAGGUCCUUAAGCAGCUCACCCCGGACAACUUCAUCGUGAAGGCUUCGAAUGGGCCGCGCUACGUGGUCGGAUGUCGCCGGCAGAUAAACAAGACCAAACUGAAGGCCGGGACUCGCGUCGCUCUCGAUGUGACCACCCUGACCAUCAUGCGCUAUCUGCCACGGGAAGUGGAUCCGCUGGUCUACAACAUGACCCACGAGGACCCGGGCAACGUGAACUACGCCGAGAUCGGAGGUCUUGGUGAACAGAUACGCGAGCUUCGCGAGGUCAUUGAACUGCCGCUGCUAAAUCCGGAGCUGUUCCUCCGCGUUGGCAUCAAUCCACCCAAGGGAUGCCUGCUCUACGGGCCACCUGGCACCGGGAAGACUCUCCUGGCCCGCGCCAUCGCCUCCCAGAUGGACGCCAACUUCCUGAAGGUGGUUUCCUCGGCCAUUGUGGACAAGUACAUUGGCGAAAGUGCCCGCCUUAUCCGCGAGAUGUUUGCCUAUGCACGUGACCACCAGCCGUGCAUUAUAUUUAUGGACGAGAUCGACGCCAUCGGAGGUCGUCGCUUCUCGGAGGGAACUUCCGCUGAUCGCGAGAUCCAACGCACGCUCAUGGAGCUGCUCAACCAGAUGGACGGCUUCGACGCCCUCGGCCAGGUGAAAAUGAUCAUGGCCACCAAUCGUCCGGAUACCCUGGAUCCUGCCCUGCUGCGUCCCGGGCGACUCGAUCGAAAGCUGGAGAUUCCGCUGCCCAACGAAGUGGCCCGCACGGACAUCCUCAAGAUACACGCCGGACCGCUGUCCAAACAGGGGGAAAUUGAUUACGAGGCGGUGGUCAAGCUGUCAGAUAUGUUUAAUGGUGCCGAUCUGCGGAACAUUUGCACCGAGGCCGGGCUUUUUGCACUGCGCUGCGAUCGGGAGUAUGUCAUCCAGGAGGAUUUCAUGAAGGCUGUGCGCAAAAUCGCUGACAACAAAAAGCUUGAGUCGCGGUUGGACUACAAGCCCAUCUAAAAACGAAUUGGAUAGCUAAAGUCUGCCCAAAGUGUUCAUAAAAAUACGUUAUACGAGUAUUCAUAAAAAUUGUUCCUUACUAUGAACUUUAAUCAUAAAUACCAGCAUGAAUAAAAAUGACCACGCAAACUA